UUUGACAUCUUGUGAUACUGUUUGUGUUCAUGGGUAUCGAUGUCCUACGGAAAUGGUUGCGCACAUUAGUUAACAAUUUGUUGUAGAUUAAAAACAAUGGAUGUAAAUCACGAGAAGCACAUUCUUGUUCCUGAACAAGUAAAUAGAUGCGAGAUACCAGUAGUUAAAAGAGAUCAGUCAUCCAGAACCGACAGCUCAGAUGUCCAACAAAUAAUACUGGAGAAUGGAAUUGAUAAAUCACAGCCGCAGUCUAAAAUAUGUGUAUCGCAGGAAUCUGACAAUUCAAAAUGCACUGUCGCGCAACUAGGUGAUAGCUUUUGCAAGUCAGAUGAGACUCCAACUAAUGACAUUAAUGUUUUAGCUCGCUUAAUGAAUGAGUCGAAAUGUGCAACUCACACUGAGAAUUGUUUACCAGAUGUUGUUGAUAAAGAUGCAUACGAUACUCACUCUGACUCGAUAGAAACUCUGGAAGAAGUGAGCUCGAAUGAAGACUUGCAUGAUGAAGAGCUUAGCGAUUCGCUUGUUCAUCAAAUACAAUUAACCAAUGAACAGAAAAGCUGUGAUACAUUAAAGAAACCUGUGGUAGGUAGUGAUUGUUCAGCUCCUGGUAAAUGUGAUUCUCGUUCUGGAAAUAUAGGACAGGAUCAGUUUGGUAGCACGGACGAUAACUUUGAAAGUGACCCUAACAGUGCUAUGGUUGGAGCUGCAUGUGUGCGACCUGUCAGUCUUUCAUUGGUGAACUCUGUUCAGUCCCACAACAGAAACCGCAGUAAAAGUGAUGAUCUAGUAAAGGUCAAGGACAAGAAACAGACUGUGAGAAAGGAAUGGAUACAAAGUGAUACAAUCGAAAUACAGGCGUCGAGACACCAGGCGGAUGCAUUCAACUCGGAGGACUUCCUGUCAAAGAGUUUACCCAAGGGUAUGAUCAUGCGUAAAGGUGACCUCAUAGAGUUCGUGGCCAGCGACUUGGAGGACAAGAUCAGACACAGUAGUCCGAUAUCACUCACAGGAAGCAGUGUGAGCAGCAGAAGGUCCAGUCUGCGCAGCAUCCACAGCUUCUCCAGCUCGACAUCCACAUCGAUGGCGACGUCCACGGCGUCGGGCAUGUCGCGGUCCCCCAGUAGUCUGUACCAGCAGAGUCCGGACGAUAUUCCUCCCAUUGACCCUCUGGCCAUCAUUGACCUGGAAAACCAGGCUCGACUCGUGGCCGACAGCAUUGACCUGAUGAUGGGCAAUCUGAGAGGGAGUUUGCACAAGAUGUCUGCCAUUUCAGUUGGAUGUCUUGAUGCCUAUCAGAGGUCUGUGGAUAUCACUUGUGACUCUGUAGAUAGUAGUAUUAAGUCGAUGUAUGCUCUGAUGGCGAAGUGUGAAGAACUGAGUCACAAUAUGAAGCCUGUGUACCACAUAGCACAUCAGAUAAAAGAAAUAAAGAGACUGUUGGAUCUGUUUGAAGCUCAGUUGACGGACAAAUAAUGUUUUUGCUCAUCGCAAGAUGUUUCGAAGAAGAAUAUCGUCAUAGUGAUAAAUCCAAAGAGUAACAAAGGGGAACUGAUUUGUGUUGUAGAUGCUGGAUGCUGUAACUGUUAGCUUAUGGCCAUAUUUGAAAACAUCCAAUACUGAACCACAUAUCCUUGCAAGCUUAUUGUUGAUGUGUGAAAUAGUUGUGGUACCUUCAUACAACACAAGUAAAUACAGUCAACUUUGUUACCUUGAUGUUGCUGGUUCGAGAUAAAUAUAAAAUUAUGCCAUUGAACAACUACUUGACUUUGAAAUAUCACGGGUUCUUGAGAUUAAUGCAGGUCAAGAUAACAAAGUUAGACUGUAUUUAUUUAACGGAUAGAUUUGAAACCUGGCUUCUAAAAAUUACAAGAAUGAUAGUUUUGUUUGUGUAUCGCUCAUGCAAGCCUAGUUUUGCCUAUCACUUUUUUCAUUUGCAUAUUAAAUAUAGGGCAUAAUUUACCUGGUCCUGAUGGGUUACAUAAAAACUAAAUGGGUUUCCUGGUUUUGUUUUGCAUUCCCCAUAAAUGUAUCAUGUAAAUUUUCAUUUCUCAUGAGCUUGAAACCCAUGUAGGCCUACUACGUUUUCUCCAGCUAGUCGCCCUGUCGGCUUUACGACUAGUUACAGCAUUAUCAGCGGUGUGAAAUGAAUUUGACUUUCAGUUUUGUUGUGUGCAUUAUUUACCAGAUUCACCAUUUCAUAUGUGUGCAGUUUUGCACUCUGUUGCAUUGUCUGACGUCAUAUAACCGUAAAUAAAAUGUGUUGAGUGCGUCGUUAAAUAAAACAUUUCCUUCCUGUUGCAUUGUACAUACUAGUGAGUAUAAAACCUCCAC
Messenger RNA from Gigantopelta aegis, 2331 nucleotides. RefSeq lists its product as uncharacterized. The coding region runs from base 97 to 1473 and encodes 458 amino acids. Gene Ontology annotation, biological process: lysosome localization. The record is from RefSeq and is a predicted model, not a curated record. NCBI's taxonomy places the organism in Eukaryota, Metazoa, Mollusca, Gastropoda, Neomphalida, Peltospiridae. Gene Ontology annotation, cellular component: BORC complex. The transcript has 6 exons.